AUGGGAAAUUUUGAUCCCCUUUUCUUUCCUCUCCCCCCCCGGUUAUGGUUCAGGAAAGGGUCAACGCAAGGAUCUUACUUCGAAGCAAUCUCUGGAGUUUUCCCUUAUCCGAACGGGUCUUGCAAAAAAAUAGGAUUUCAUAUUGAGCUCCAAAUAAACGCUAUUGGGAUAGGAUGGUUCCUACUAGCUCUCCCCCCUAAGAACCGCACGUGCGAGUUCCCCCGCAUACGGCUCAAGUGGCGAAGGUUCGCGCAUCCUCUUGCUGGGAGAGAGGAACGAAUCCUUCGCGCUUGGUCGACCCCAUGGCAGCAAGAAAAAAAAGGCGAUCUUGUGCUAUACUCCGGUGAUCUCUUUCCUACCGAGGCACGCAAACCCCCAUCGUGUCCCAGAUCACAUUCCGUAAAUCGAAAGGGGAAGCCUACUCAUCCAUCAGCUCCUCUCGUAGAUCGGUGCGGUUUUACGAAGCGUCUAAGCACAGUUCACUCGCGUUGA
Molecule: messenger RNA, 492 nt
Organism: Vicia faba (fava bean)
Lineage: Eukaryota; Viridiplantae; Streptophyta; Magnoliopsida; Fabales; Fabaceae
Source: the annotation of a GenBank genome assembly